This is a messenger RNA of Hevea brasiliensis (rubber tree), 1851 nucleotides long. RefSeq lists its product as uncharacterized. The coding region runs from base 136 to 1851 and encodes 571 amino acids. NCBI's taxonomy places the organism in Eukaryota, Viridiplantae, Streptophyta, Magnoliopsida, Malpighiales, Euphorbiaceae. The transcript is spliced from 5 exons. The record is from RefSeq and is a predicted model, not a curated record.
AUCGUUUGAGUGCAUGAUAGAUUGAGGAGGUUUAGAAUUCAAAUACUAUAGGAGAAAAGGAGUUGUGGAUCGCCGGUGCUAUUCCGGCGAUCAUAUUUCACACCGAUCAAGAUCAUCUGGCGGCAUAAAGCUUAAAUGGGCUUGGAACGUGGGAACAGAAGCCGUAAGCGAUCAAAAUCAAAUGCAAAUGUCAAUGUUAAUGAUGGGAACGGAGCAAGUAAUGUAGAUGUUGUUGAGAAAAAUCCAAAACGUAGUGUUCUGUUUGGAAGCAAUGAAUAUUUGGAGAAGACAACACCUGCAAAAGAAAGUAGUAAGAAGUCAGAGUCGAAUUCAAAUGCUUCUCCUCCUCCUGCUGCUGCUGCUGUUAAUGAAUCUUCUUCAUCAACUUCACCGCCAGAUGAUGUCUUGCCUUUAGCUGGGAAAAAUUGUAAGGAACCCAGAAGGAGCAGUAGUUCUUUGCCAGCAUUAAAAGAUGAAAAAAAGGGGAAUUCGCAGCAUCACGAGUCUUCCAAAUCAAGAGGGUCUGAAAAUAGCUCUGUUGGUCAAUCAAUAACAUUUCCUGUUCCUGAUUUCAUCCCUGAAUCCUAUCAUUUGCACGUAGCUUCGAUGAUGCAAUCUCCUCCAAUGCAAGUGAUGGAACGAUCAAGAGGAGGAGGAGGAGGAGAAGGAUAUGAUCCUUGCAGGAUUCCAUCCGCUAUAUUUGAAACAAACCAGACAAAACCAGUUGAAUGGAGCAAUGCUUCUAAUGAGUCUUUGUUUAGCCUUCAAUUAGGGACUAGUUUCUCCAGAGAUCGUCUUUUAUCGAUGGAGUUUAGCAAGCCUGGAGAAGUAGAAUUCCAAUUUAGCCCAUCCCCUUCUGUUCCAGUGGCAGAUACAGAAAAUAGGAUUUCAGUGGCAAAUCGGCCUUCAAUCCCUAUGGAGGAAACAAGAGAAGAAACUAUUGAAACAAAGAAGAGUGAAAGUUGUGUAGCAGAUGGGACAACCUCCAAGGACGCAACCAAGCCAGAUGGUGUUGAAGAUACAAGCGAGAGAAACAAAAAAACUAUAACUGUUGAAUGGAAAUCCAAAAAAUCAGAUGAAAGUGAAGAAAGCAAUCACCCUUUGGCGUUUCCAGUAAACAAGAAGUGUGCAUGUCCGUCUUGCUACUAUUCUAAUUGUAGCCGGGCAUUCCGCUAUUGUACCUGGCCAAGCUGCUACUGCUCCAAUUGUAGCUGUUCGUUCUGCUACUGUUUGAACUGUGGACCCAAAAGAUCGUGUUGGUGCUGGUGUUGUCGUCCUUCCCCCACUUUGGAAGCUGGGGUAAAAACUAAUCCAAAGGGAUUUGCUAAGAGUCAGCCUCUGCAGCCACCACAUCUACCUGAAUCAACACCAACUUCCAAAGCAAUUAUGAAAUCAACUUCUGGUAGCUGUUUUCAUUGCUUUUCAUGUUGUUCAUGGAGUUGUUCUUCAUGUCACUCUUGUAAUUGUUCUUCAUAUCACUCUUGUAGCUGCUCUUCAUGUCACCCUUGCAACUUUGUUCUUCCUGUCACACAUGUAGUUGUUCUUCCUGUCACCCUUGUAGUUGUUCUUCCUGUCACCCGUGCGGUUGUUCUUGUAACCCAUGUAGUUUUUCUACUUCAUGUUGCCCAUGUCUUUGUUCUUCGUGUUGUCCGUGUCGUUCUUGUUCUUUUCAUCCUUUCAGUUGUACUUCAUGCGACCCUCGUAACUGCACUUCAUGUCAUCCAAGGAGGAGUUGUUCUUCCUGUUUUCGUCGUUGCUCUUCUUGUUUUUGUUGUUGUUGUGGUUCUUGUAAUCGUUGUUGUCGCUGUUGUUAAGCUUCCUUCCUAUAAAAUUAGGACACCUACAGUAUAG